AAAAUUACGAUCUCGUAGUAAUACUAGUCACACUAAACUUUACCCAGCACUAUGGGACCAGUUUCAAAUAAUCUUACGACCGAGCAGUUGGCCCGUCAAUUACGUAAGAUCGAGAAGGAUAAACGUAAAAAACAGUAUGAAGAUUUACAAGUUCAAGGUACUAAUAAUUCAUCUAUAGUGUCUAAGAGAAGUGUAGAGAAAUUAUAUGAGACUCAACUUCAUCCCGAAGAAAAACAAUGGUUUGCAAGUUUUGUAGCUAAAAAGGUGGUUAGAAGAUCACCUGCUAUCAAUAGAGGUUACUGGAUUCGUAUGGAAAGUAUUAAAGUGUUGGUAAAGAAAAUUGUGGAUAUGAACCCUAAUGUCCCUAUAAUCAAUAUAGUCAACUUAGGUUGUGGAUUUGAUCCAUUACCAUUCCAAUUAUACCACUAUAGUGAUAGGCUACGUUUCAUUGAUGUGGAUUAUCCUGAAUUAAUCAAUAACAAAUACGGAAUGAUCUAUAAAAGUCAAGAUAUUGUAGAGUUAUUGGGACUUACUGGUACAGAAGAUGAAAAAUUAAGUAGUAAUGAUAAAGCUAAGGGUAUACGAAUUAACCACAACAGGUAUACACUUAUAGGUUGUGAUUUAAAGAAUGCAGAGUUGUAUGAAUCUCAACUUAAUUACUUGGUAGGACUGGGUAAUGAUAGUGUAACCAUAUUUAUAGCUGAAGUGUCGUUGGCUUAUAUGCGAAAUGAGUAUGCUAAUAAAGUUAUAGAGAUCAGCAGUCGAAUUAAUCAUAGUCAUUUUGUUAUACUAGAACAGAUCUUACCGGAUGGACAUAAUCAUGCAUUUGCUCAAAAGAUGAUAGCCCAUUUCAAUAAACUCAGAAGUUCUUUACAUUGUAUAGAAGAUUAUCCCACCAAGGCAGCGCAAGUGGCUCGAUUCAAACAAUAUUAUAACGGAGAAGUAGAGAUCCAUAACUUGUUUGAGAAUUGGCACCAGCUCAUUGACGAUUCCACCAAAUCCAAGAUUCAUGACAUCGAGGAAUUUGACGAAUGGGAAGAGUUCAUUGUAUUCUGUCAGCAUUAUAUCAUCCUCCAUGCUACAACCAUGGCUGGACAAACAUUGUAUAUAACCAACAAGAAUAAGAAUGUCUUGAACAGUCAACCGGAAAUCGAUGGCACUGUAUCCAUAAGUAUCGAAUCAGAAUUGAGUCAUGACGAAAGACUCCAGUGGAAGUUUCCAGGCGCUGCCUUAAUCGGUGAAGAUAUUGUUAUUCAAGGUGGAUUAAAGCAGACCAGAACUAAUGGUACAAUGAUUCUACACCAGGAUCAUAUCGAAGAGAUUGAAUCCAAUGAAGAGCAAGAUAAAUUCCCAGCUAGAAUGGCACAUUCGCUCACUUCUAUUGGAGAUAAGUGUGUUUUAGUAGGGGGCAGAGCUCGACCAGGUAAAAAUUUUAAUGAUAUCCAUUUAUUUGAAGAUGGUGUGUGGAAUAGUGCUGGCAUGUUAGCUCAUGGAAGAAGCAGACACAGUACUGUCAAGAUAGAUGAUGAUCAUUUACUUAUAUUUGGAGGAUUAGAACCAGAAUCAGAGACAGAGAUAGAAUCAUUCAUAGUGUAUGAAGUAUCCACUAGUACAAUCAUACCAGUCCAAGUUCAAGGUAUGUCCAUUGGUAAUAUGAAGAGCAGUGCUAUAGCCUACAAUGGAAAGUAUGGAAUAAUAGUUGGAGGUAUGAAUAGUGUAGAACAACCUAUAGUUAAUGGGUCCAUUUACCAAUUUGAGAUCAGUAGAGAUGUUCAACAAUACCACUAUAAUCUUAGUGUAACUCAUAUCGAUCAUCACGCCUACCUCUUCAGUCGGAUUGGAUGUAAAGUUAAAUUUAUAACAGACUCCAAAGUCAUAAUUAUAGGAGGAGUAUCACCAUACGAGAUCUACAACGAUUCCAAUUCCACCAUCAUUACUUAUGACAUAUCUACAAAGACAGUUCAAGGUGUUUGUAUAAACGAGAGUAUACGAACCAAUAAAGCUCCAUUACUUAUUGGAUUUGAGGCUGUUCAAGAUGAAAAAAAUCGGAUUAUUACUAUAGUGGGUGGAGGAGCGGUAUGUUAUUCAUUUGGUAGUGAAUAUAAUGGAGUUUAUACCAUUAGAUAUUAAGUAGUAAGAAUCAAGGAGUAGUAAGUAUUAGCGAAUUUUAUGUAGAAGAGAUGAUGCACCGAGAAAUGUAUGAUGUACAAU
This is a messenger RNA of Scheffersomyces amazonensis, 2211 nucleotides long. RefSeq names its product tRNA methyltransferase. The coding region runs from base 52 to 2130 and encodes 692 amino acids. Lineage: Eukaryota; Fungi; Ascomycota; Pichiomycetes; Serinales; Debaryomycetaceae. Gene Ontology annotation, molecular function: protein binding; tRNA methyltransferase activity. The transcript has a single exon. The record is from RefSeq and is a predicted model, not a curated record. Gene Ontology annotation, biological process: tRNA methylation; wybutosine biosynthetic process.